Paramecium octaurelia is the source of this 396-nucleotide messenger RNA. The record is from the annotation of a GenBank genome assembly. Lineage: Eukaryota; Ciliophora; Oligohymenophorea; Peniculida; Parameciidae.
GAUCAUACUGUUAAAACUUAAUAAUUUUAUCUAUCAACUUCAAUUAAAGGAAUUCAAUGUUGAUUUCUAGAAAUUUCAUUUUUUUCAGCGAUAUUAAUUAUGAGAAGAAAACAUCUGACCUCAAUUAUUCACAAUUGAUGAGACGAGAUGUAAUGCUAAAUUUAGGGUAUAUACACAUAUAAUAGAUUGGAGAUUAUGAAAAUAAGGAAAUCAUGUUCAGAUUCAUUUGUCCUCAUUGCUGAGAGGUGAGGAUCCCUCAGUAGAUUGCUUUUUUGUAAAUCGUUGUUGACGAGCAUAUUGGGUUUCGUAUUCUUUAAUCUUUUCAAAGUUGAUCUGGAUGUGCUUUUGGGCAGGAAUACGAGGGAGUUUAAGAGUAGAUUAGGUAGAUUGGCAAAG